Messenger RNA from Porites evermanni, 7239 nucleotides. The record is from the annotation of a GenBank genome assembly. NCBI's taxonomy places the organism in Eukaryota, Metazoa, Cnidaria, Anthozoa, Scleractinia, Poritidae.
AUGGGAUGUCGAGUUCUUCAAAUCUUCAAACAAGGUUCCGUCAAAAAAGCCAUCCUCCUUGGCAUUUUUAUAACAACCUUCUAUAUUUUUUGGACACUAUACAACUUGGUUGAGUGCAAGACACCUUUUUUUGAAAAUCAUGAGCAUGACAUACGAAAUUUUCACCAACAGUGGUGUAGAAUGCAAGGUUGGCGGAUAGACUGGGACACAGUGGUUAAACCGUGUGCUGGCAAAGUAGCCUGGGACGAGCGAAAAGAAAACUCCGAAUGGAGGACUGAUGCGCGUAACAGUUUUAUUAAGAAAUGGGAGAUACAACCUGCAGGUAGAUAACGUAUACAAAACCUAUAUACCUAUAUAUAGUAUACCUAAACCUUCAUUUUUGUAAGUAUUGAAAGGCAAGCUCUAUUGAAUAGAGAAGGGAAGUAAUGACGUCACAAAAACUAAAUUUUGAAAUUAUGGGAUAGGCUGGCAUAUUCAGAAAGAACAAAAAGAGAAAGACCACCUGGCCACAAAUCAGCCUUUUAGAGCAAAUUGGUGGGGGGGUGGGGGCGGGGGGCUAAAAGCACCGUUUUGCUUCGACGACUCCAUAUAAAUCCUUUCUGGAUGUGCACUGAACCAAUCCCAUAUUCACAAAUUUGAAUUUUUGUGACGUCACACGUCUUCUCUCUAUAAGCCCCUCAUUGAAGCAUUUGCGAGGCACGAAUAAAACAAACUCAGAGUCCCCCAAGCAAAAUUUUGAAAUAAAAGUCAGAAGCGCUCAUUAGACCAUUUGAAUGAGGAUGACGUCACUACGUGACUGCUUCUUCCAGAAUCCUUCAGAGUUUUGCUUUCUUGUGUAAAUUUAUUAAAUCCUCUGUGGGAUUUCUAAGUUCAAGAUGCAAAAAGGAAAAACGAAAAGGAUUUGCAGUUUUUCUUUCCAGUUCUUUUUCCAUCAAGUUGUGAACUUAAGCGACAAUGUUAAAAUGGUAAUGGUAAAUGCCUUUUUAUAGCUAAAGUGCUCUUAGAUGCACCACCUACCUCCAGGCAUUCUACCCAGAUAAUUUGAAACAAAUAAUGCAAAUCUAAUAUAGCACUAUAAAGAAACCCAACAGGCAACAGCCAGCGCCAGAUGGCUAUUUUACAAUCGUCGGGAAGACCGAAACAAAUCCAAUUAGUGGUCAGGAGACUCAAACUCGGGACCGCUGGAUUGUGAGUCCUCCGCGCUGAUCAUUUGGCCGCGCUGCCUUAGUCCAAAAUGUUAGAGUAACUUAGAGCUGUAUUCAGUUUAUACAAUGAAUAUUUCUUGACAGUACAGUCGAACCUCCAGUAAGAGACCACCCAAAAUACAAAGACUGAGUGGUCGCUUACAAGAAUCGAACUGCGUGGGGCCUCUCCCAAGAAGAGUUCGGGGUACAUCUACUUUAAGAUGGAAUAUGUGUAGUUUCAUGUUGUCACUAAAGUUCUUCGUAUCGUCUUAGUAGCAUAGUGCACAUAACGAACAUAGAGAUGAGAGAAUGCUUUAAGUCGUCGCUUUACAAAAGGUUAAAAACCAUGCAAAAUCAUAAACCGUGAGUCCCAAAAGGUGGUCGCGGUCGCUUACAGGACGUGGUCGUUUACUAGAGGUUCCAACUGUAAGGCUUUGACUGGGAAAGUUUUGGUGUUUUGGAUUGGCGGUCGCUUAUGGGAGGUGGUCGCUUACGAGAGGUAGUCGAUCGCAAAUGGAGGUUCGACUGAUUUUCUUUUCCUGUUAGGUCACUUCAGUCGUUUCUUCAUUCAGUCUGUUACAAGAGAUGGCGUUCAUAAAAAUUUUGGUGGCGAUGCGUGGCGAGUGUACAUCAGACAAGGCCCAGCAUCCCUUGCGCCACAAGUGUGGGACUAUGACAACGGAAUGUAUGAAGUGGUAUUCUUGGUUAUGGAACCUGGUGAUUACUCCGCCCAGAUCACCCUGGAUUUCACUCUUUGUGACGGCCUUCGCGAGCCGCCUGUGGACUGGUUCAUAAAAGGUUCGAAACUAAUUUAAACAAUUUUCUUAACCAAUAUUGCAUUCGAGCAGAAUUUAAGGCAGCUCAUGAAAUUGAAAACUUAGCUUUCUCUCCCUGCUGGAAUUCAUUUACUAAAUGCGGCCUGAGCUUCGCAUUGGCAUUUUGUGUGGAGAUAAGUUUGAUUUUAGCUCAGGUUAUCUAAAUGUCCAGAAAAGCUUUGAAGUCGUGACAGUGUCACUUCAACAUAAAAAAUAGGGAAUAAAAUUAUUACCUUAUAAGGCAAUAGCUAGAACAGUUAUAUUUUUAAUACCUCAAAACACAGGGACAGUUCAAGGAAAAUACCAACCAGAUGGAAUCCUGGGAUACAUUGGCGAUGACUACAUAUUGGAACCGAUUGGAGGAAAGACGGCAAUUACGUUUUCUGUCCCGGAAACCUCGCAUAACACACAGGGGUUAAUACCAGGUAAAAGUCUACCUUGUUAUUGGAACCGGAUCGAGGAAGAAUGUUUCAUGAGCAUGAUACCAUGAAUCUACCGAACCAUUCAGUAAAGAAGACUGUUUCAUUUUGGAACGGCGUAGCUGAACGACUCUAAUUCAGACCCCUAACCUUUUUUGCAAGCAAACUGAUGUAUAAGCUACCAUAACGGUUUUGGCUUUACUGUGUCGCGUCUUCCUAAAAAAGACAGAUCAGUCAAAACUCGAUUACGUCUGCUGAAAAGUUGGCCCUAAGCCGGGCCAGAAUGACGCCAUAAGAGCAUGUAUAAUUUUUUUUUAUAUAUUUGUGUGAAAAGAACAGUUAGUAAUUUCAUCAUGAACCUAAUUUCUUUGCUAAGAUGCGAAGAACAAUGAUUUAAUCUGUUUCAAACAAUGACAUGGUUAGAUUGGUAUGUGGAAAUCUCAAAACAAUUGAUGAUCAUAAUUCUUCUAUUAAUACAGAAAAAGCCUGUGGAAUCACUUGUAACCUGCUACAAAACGGUUUUGGUAGAUGGGUCGAAGGAGUGUGGUUGCCUUAUACUGGUAUGUGUUCUUCUGGACGAUUUUUAAUUUUCAAAUUUAGCACCUUUAAAUGGCUUGUACUCUUCCACUGGACAAUAGUUACUCAUGAUAAUCAUACAAUUUUUAAAUGGCGUAUGUUCUAUACAGGACAUUUUUAAUUACUACAUGUACAACUAUACUAUUUUCUAUAGAGGAUAACACAAUAGCAGCAGUAGAGAAUUCCUUUACGGGGGCAGAUACACUGUGGAUAUAUGGUGAUUCCGUGGCCCAGAAUUUCCUGAAAUCACUGAGAUUGCGAGGAAUUUGUAAAAAGAUUUUCAAAAAGUGCAAAGAUUCAUACAUGUGGAUAUACGAGGUAUGAAGCAACAGAGCUCGUAUUCCACAUAAAUUAAUUAAAACUGAAUACCGUAAAUGAUCAAAUAGACUUCCUCUCUCGUAUAAACGCCUCUUGUCUAAUAAACGCCCCCUCUAUUAUAUUAAAGCACUUUUGAGUUUGUAUAAGACGGCCCUCUUUAAUACUGGGCCUCCUCUCUAUUAGACGCCUUGGCCUAUAAGACGUAUCAAUAAAUGGACUAGAUGCCCCCUGUGUAUAUACUGUUGUGAUAUAUUCGCCAAAGCCUAUUAGUUUUCUGAAGUUUUUUACAGUCGUACAAUAAAGGCGUCAAGUUUUAAACGCCGCCCCAGCUCUUAAAAGCGCCGACUUGGGAUUUUGAAAUUAAAUAGACUUCCUCGGCGUCCAUUAGAUCAUUUACGGCAUCGUCGAUAAUUUGUUAACAGCGCAAAUAACGGCUGAUCAACCAAUUGUAUUGCUUGCGUUCCUGAGAGCUAGAAGGUUUAAACUCUUGGGUUGUGGCCUUCAGACCAUGUAACACAGGUUGACUGUUUCAUGCAAGUUUCACCAACCGAAGAAUAAAAUCAAGAAAGAAAAAAUGAUUGUGACAAGAAAAGUACAUGUACAAUUUACCUGGUAUCCCUAAACAAAGUGGCGGUUUAAUAGAGGUAAUAACGUCACUGGAUAAAAAUUCCUCGAUGGGGCCACGACCGUUUAAUGAUGUCUGGUUUGCAGUAAGUAAGGAAAAAAAAUGGUUUUGAACACUUUUCUUCACAUAGACUCAAAUGAUCUUUACGUUUCGGGAGAAUCUGCUGAAAGGGAGAUAGUGAUGAACCAAUUUUUUUUCUAAAUUUUAUAUCGUAAUCUUGUAUAUUUCUACAUUUUUUCAGCUUACCAGUGUAGAAGAGGCCAAGUCAAAGUUUCGUCCAAACGAUUUCAACAAAACAGUUAUCCUUCAAUAUUUGACGAACAUUCUUGAUUCACCCGACAUGAGAAGACAAAACAGUGUGUUCUUAUUUAACCUUGGCGUUCAUUAUCCAAUAUCACUUAAUUUCACAACUUACAGAGACCUCGUGGAUAGCGUGAUAACACUGUUAAGGAGAAAGGUUGAGGUUCAACACAAUAAUAAACCCAUUGUUAUAUGGAAAACAACAACAUCCAUUGAAAAAGAAAAGACUCAUUUAAUGUUUGCAGAACUUCCGAAGAAUAAGACUCAUUGGAGAUUCCAUACACAUCAGGUAUAACAGCAGGUAUUAUUCAUUCAAAAUAUUUCACCGUUUCUGAUUGGCUCAAAUAUCCCCCGCGGCUAAUUCUUUGGCCUUGGUGGAUACUGCAUAAUUCUUCUUGUUAUAUUCCUAGACUUUCCCUCAACUAAACAGGGACUGUCAUUGGUUGAUUCUUGGUUACGUGGCCUUGACUGAAAUCAAAUGUAACCCGAUCGUGAUACAUUAAGAAAUGUACCGCGCUCCGAAUACAUUACAGCACGUGAUUUAAGCACGGUGGAAUGGCGUGACAGAAGGUGGGAAAACCACUGCCAGUUUUCUUUUUCGUGAAUGAACACAACAACACAAACACGAAGGUCCAAGCAAAAAGGAACGAUUUUUAAAGUUAUCCCAGAUAGGGAAACAGUAGCUAGUGGAGGAAAAAGAUGCAGAUAAUAUAAGGAAAGUACUUUGUAAAUCAUCCAUUCAGUAGUUUUGAGAAUUAAAUUUGUGUUGUUAUAACUACCGAGUCGACUGUUUUGGUUCGCUCCGGUUAUUCUUUUGUUGCUGUUGAAGUGAAAGUCUAGAAAAUUAAUAUAACAAAACACUAAAUGUCAGGUUCCUUCGGGAACCCAAUUAGUUUUGUUUUCCCAAGGAAAAAUAAAACUGUUUUCUUUGGGAUCUAACGUAGAGUGUAUAACAUCCUCACUUAAUAAAUGCUUAUUAUAACGUUAUACCUUGCAUAAAAACUGCACUUUCCUAUGUGUGUUUUAGUGUUAAAAACUUUAAAUACCUUUUUUUACGAUGCUCUCAUUAUUUAUAGCCACUGUCAAUACUAUGAACCGAACUAUUGAAUGAGACUGAGAAUGGUAUACCGCAGUUAUAAAAGAAUCAGCCAGGAAAUUAAAGGCAGUCAAAAACGAAGAAAUAUUUUGAACGAAUAGUAAUUAAUUAUUAAAUUAAUAGCUGUCCUUAUUUCUCUUGUUAUUGUCAUCUUUAUUGCUGCGGAGCGACCGAAGGGAGCGAGCAGCAACAUAAUCAGGAUUUAAAAGAAAUAUAUAAGGGGCGACGAAUUCUCGAAUUCAUCACUUUUUACCACAAUGCAUUGCAUUUAACCACACUUUUUACCACAAUGCAUUGCAUUUAACCAGAGUGCAUUGCGCCACGAACAACUCAAAUAAAAACACGGGUAAGUUGAGUGCAUCGUUCGCUGCUCAGACUUUGUGGUAAAUUUUCUACAGCGCGGUUAGAGGUCUUACCAAAUUUUAAGACACGCAGGAGUCUUUCAGAUGAGUAUGAUGGUUAACUUGGGGAUUGGAUUUUAAUUCAAGAGCCUUUUUGACUCGUCCAGGUGUUAAACCUGACGAGAAGAUGAGCAUUCGCUCUUGGACUCCGCAACACAAAUUCCAGCUUGCUAGAAGGUGAUGUGAAAGUGAGAAAAUGUCAUGCAAUGCUAUUCUUAAGAAACUGUAUGAGCCGAAAAUGGAAGUGAUUUUGACCAUUCGCUUCAAAAUAACAGCGGAAAUCGAGAUAACAAAACAUAUGUUUUGUGUCCUACUUUGCAGACGAGGACGCGUAUCGGCGUUUUGAAAAGCAUAAUUAUGUUCUUUCAUUCAUUUAUUGCCAUGGAAUAUGCGUUUACAUUGUUUUUUCACUGUUAAUAGCUCGGUUAACGCGGCUGGCGAUAUUCUUGCCGGCGGAAGUUUCAUCGAAAAGGAAUAAAAUGAAAGACUUUUCUUACACACUACGUAAUCAGUCUAUGUGGUGCAGUGGUUAGGUGUAGUCGCGUCAAGUCAGAGGUGCCGGGUUCGAGUCUCACUGAAUUAUUUAUUCCUUCUUUCUUUUUUUUUUCCGUUUUUUGUGGUGUUGUUUUCUACAAAUAUAUAGUUAAAUAACUGUUACUUAAUAAAAUGCAACAAACAGCAAGAAAAGUAUUGUGUUUCCAGAGAAAAUAUCGUGCACCGUAUAUUAAAUAUAUGGAUAAACGAUCUGAAUUUCUAUUAUUUCCUACAAUUUACUGUGGGAAAACCAGAGUUAAUAACCACUUGAUCAUUUUCUAAACAACGUUCCCACGAGUUCUUUCUAUAGACUGAUAGUAAUUAUUCUAGUACUUUCCAACAUGUAAAUAGGACAUUCAAUGUCAUUUUUGAUUCUUUUAAGUCUCACUGCCUAACUAAUGCCAGUAUCAACAGAAUGUGCCGCAGCAUUAGUAUCUUUUAGAUACCCUAGUCAUUAAAGUAGUUGUAAUUGUCGUUGUGUGAUGUUUGUGUGAUUUUUUUUAAUCAUCAGAGACUGGAGUUGUUUCAUAAAUACGCGACUAACGCCAUGUGCAAAGCUGGCAUUCCUGUAUUGGACGUGUAUCCAAUGACCGCUUCGUAUCCUAAUGGCACACUAGAUCAUGUGCAUUACAAUGCAAAUGCGCAGAGAGCAGCUGAGGAUCAACUGUUAGCAUUUAUGAUGGAGGAAAUGAAGAAAACUUCCAGUUGAAGAGAUCACGAGUUGGCUGACGGGGAGUCUUCACAUGGGUUAUAGCAAUACGGAAAGUUUACAAGAAAAAAGAGACAUUUCGUCAGUGUUCGAGCCACUAACCAAAUAAUUUACAAACGUGCUUUGGAUAUGAGACGGCAGACAGCCACCAGACACAUAGUGGCGAGGUGGCUUUAAAGAUAAUCACAUACCAAGAGGAAAUGCGUUACGGUGUAUCCUCCCCUCCACGUACCCAAUGCAAUAAGCUUGAGUGAAAAAGGCC